UUUACCUGUUCUAAAUGUGACAAAGUAUUCAAUAGAUUACGAUAUUUAAGAAAACACAUGGAAACUCAUAAAACAGAAAGUAAAUUUUUGUGUGAUGAGUGUGGUAAAUCAUUUAAAACGAAAAAUUAUUUACAAGCCCAUAGAAGAACACAUAGACCAAAAAUGUUUAAAUGCUCUCAGUGUAGUUUUAGUUCUAGUGUUAAUUCUUUAAUUCAUGCUCAUAGACAAUUACAUAAUCAUGGUAGUGUUCUAUGUGAUGUUUGUGGCCAGGCCUACUUAGAUAAUUCUACCUUAAAGAAACAUAAAAGAGUGCAUGACAUGAGUCGACCAUUUGGUUGUACAUAUCCAGGCUGUACUUGGAGAUUUAAUAAAGAAGUUUUAUGUCAAGCUCAUGUCAAAUCUCAUACAACUACUGGACAGUUUAUGUGCAAUAUAUGUGAAUAUUCAUUUAGACAUAAACAUCAUUUACAAAGACAUCAACAA
Molecule: messenger RNA, 483 nt
Organism: Lottia gigantea (owl limpet)
Lineage: Eukaryota; Metazoa; Mollusca; Gastropoda; Lottiidae
Exons: 1
Biological process (GO): regulation of transcription by RNA polymerase II
Molecular function (GO): DNA-binding transcription factor activity, RNA polymerase II-specific; RNA polymerase II cis-regulatory region sequence-specific DNA binding
Source: RefSeq, a predicted model, not a curated record